Molecule: messenger RNA, 897 nt
Organism: Dentiscutata erythropus
Lineage: Eukaryota; Fungi; Glomeromycota; Glomeromycetes; Diversisporales; Gigasporaceae
Source: the annotation of a GenBank genome assembly
AUGUCUUUUGAAAGUAAAUAUCCUAAGAAUAAUCCUUUUUCACUAAAACAGAACCACACUAUAUAUACAUAUCAUAUUAUUAAUGAAGGAUAUUAUCCAUCAAAGGAUAUAAUAUGUUAUACCUCAACUCACACAAGAAGUCAUAUAGUUGAAUGCGAGAUUGAAUAUCAAUCGAAUAGACCAGUCUUUAGAAUUAAAUUCAAAGAAAAUUCCCAACAAUAUAUCGUAGAAUCAGAUAAAUCUCCAUCUAAAGUUGCAAAUAAAUAUCUAAACGUUAGGAAAAGUUCUAAUACUUGUUCAAGAAUUUCUGGUGUUCACAUUUUUGGUCUUAAUAUAAUUGAUGUAAAACAUGAACGAAAAUGCAAAAUCUUUGAAAGUGAAGCUCUUAAUUUUUAUAAUCCAAUUGAUCAGCCAAUUUUACAAGAAGUCCGUUUUAAUGUUCAAAGCAAGAACUAUUCUGCCACUUAUUGUAAUGAAAAAGAGCAAAAUAUUGAUGCAGAUCUGACUGCACUUGAGGCUGGGUUACCACGAGAACAUAAUGUUGCAAAUGUUAAACAAAAAAUAAAUGAGAAAAUGGGCGAAAAUAUCCUAAUAUUUGUUAUAGAUAUUAAAAAUAGUUUUCUUACAACAAAUGAAACAUCUUAUAUUACUGAUAAGGACAUUGAAGAAGAGAUGUUACAGUAUGUUGGAAAAGCAGGCUAUAGGCCAAUUACUAAUAUUUUGCUUUUUAAAAUUCUGGAUCUUUUGUACUUUGGACCACAGGUUUGUAUUAUGAAAAAUUAUUGUUUUACCGAAUCUACUAAAGGUGCAUAUCAAGAAUUAAGAGAAUUUAGAUUGUUAGACGAUCUAACUCAUACAUUAUCGACCUUCUCUGAACUUGUUUGGAAAGUUUCUUGA